Rodentolepis nana is the source of this 492-nucleotide messenger RNA. NCBI's taxonomy places the organism in Eukaryota, Metazoa, Platyhelminthes, Cestoda, Cyclophyllidea, Hymenolepididae. The record is from the annotation of a GenBank genome assembly.
AUGGAACCCGGCGGAAUUGCACCCCGUCUAGCCUUUGUUUGGAAAAGGUUAAAAUCGACCUUCAUUAUUAUUACGACACCGUCACUAUUGGCGUGCAUUCCGGAAAAGAAACGACAAACACCUGCUGACAAAUCUCCUGCUGGCGUAAAACUGUUAAAGAAGACGAGAAGGGAGAGGAAAUGGACGUACUCCGAAAGACUUCAAUUUUGCCUUACCCCGAUGGCACGCUGGUCAUCGUACUCGAAAAUGCCCAAAGUUCAUAGAAGUGCAAAGCGAGUGGGUGAGAGGCCUCGUGAAGAGUUCGAUGGGAGUUUGGUGAGUGGGAGAAGGCGAUGGCAAGAAGAGGAGGAUGAGGAAAUGAUGGAGGAAGAUGAGGAUGAUGCCAACAUGGAUGCGGAAGGAGAAGUGGAUGAGGAAGAGUUGGAGGAUGACCAUGAGGAGUACCUCAAUUCUUGUGAGUUUCGAUGGUUGAAUGCCAAAGCUAUUGAUUAA